AUACGCACACACACUCUUUUAAGGAGAGAAUGGACCUGAGGAACGUCUCUUAAACUCACAGGAACUGUGAGUAUUGAGAGGAUGAGAAGGAAAAGUUGUUGAAAAGAGGGAAAGAAGAAGCAGCCAUGACGUGGAGGAGCCCUCUUGCCCUGGUGAGGGAGGCUCUGAGAGGUCAGAGGGCGCGGGAGAAGGACCUCCGCAACUUGGGGUCCAAUCUGCCUUAUGAGGGCCUGGAGAAGGUGAAGCAACCCAACCGCUUCUUCCCUGGCAACGCCAUCAAAACCACCAAAUACACCCUUCUCCUCUUCAUCCCAAUGAACCUUUUUGAGCAGUUUCACCGUCUGGCCAACAUCUACUUUGUUGGCCUGGCCAUCCUGAACUUUGUCCCUGUAGUGAAUGCCUUCCAGCCAGAGGUAGCGCUGAUCCCUAUCUGUGUCAUCAUUACUCUGACAGCCCUGAAGGACGCCUGGGAGGACUUCAGGAGGUACCAGUCUGACAGAAAGCUCAACAACACGCUGUGCUUCAUAUACAGCAGAAAAGAGAAAAAGUUUUCGGAGAGGCGCUGGAAGGAGGUGCGAGUGGGAGAUUUUGUCAAGGUGGUUUCCAAUGAGAUUGUCCCUGCAGACCUCCUGCUCUUGCACACAUCAGACCCCAAUGGUGUGUGUCACAUAGAGACUUCCAACCUGGAUGGAGAGACCAACCUGAAGCCGAGGAGGGCAGUGUCUGACAUCUGUAUCUCGGAUCCUGAAUUUGAACCUGAAAGCUUCAACAGCGUUGUGGUGUGUGAAAGGCCCAACAACAAUCUGAAUCAUUUCAAGUGUUAUGUAGAGAAACCUGAUAAGGAGAAGGUGGGCGCAGGGAUAGAGAGUCUGCUGCUGCGAGGAUGCACAGUGAAGAACACGGACCACGCUGUUGGCUUUGUGGUGUAUGCAGGUCAUGAAACCAAGUCAAUGCUCAACAACAAUGGGCCAAGAUACAAGCGCAGCAAACUAGAGCGUAAGCUGAACAUAGACGUCAUCUUCUGCGUCAUUCUCCUCCUCUCCAUGUGUUUCAUGGGAUCAGUAGGUCACUUCUUAUGGCUGGAGGAGUUCCCUGGUGUACCUCCUUAUCUGGUCCCAGACAGCAAUGGUCAUCUGGAAAGCCACGGUCUGUCUGGCUUCUACAUGUUCUUUACCAUGAUCAUCCUGCUGCAGAUCCUGAUCCCUAUCUCCCUCUACGUGUCCAUAGAGUUGGUGAAGAUUGGUCAGAUCUUCUUCAUCACUCAUGAUGCAGAUCUGUACGAUGAGGAGACAGACAGCCGAGUACAGUGUAAGGCCCUGAACAUCACGGAGGAUCUGGGACAGAUUGAAUACAUCUUCUCAGACAAGACUGGCACCCUCACUGAGAACAAGAUGGUGUUUCGCAGAUGCUCCAUCAUGGGCACCGAGUACCCACACAAAGAGAACGCAAUCCGCUUAGCUGUCCUUGAAGGGCCAGAGUCAGAGUCAGGGGAAGAGGUAAUCUUCAACCAGCGACCUCAACCCCCUCAGACGGGAUGGUCUCUGCACGCUGAGGACACCAGCCUGGAAGACAUGCAACAUCACUAUGACAACCGACACAAGAGCAUGGUCACGGGAAGUGCCCCGAGCGAUGUGGCCUUCAGCAGUCCGCUGGAAACCGAGGUGAUUCCAGACAGGAAGUUGCUUCAGCACAUUAGCAGGCUGGAAAGCAGCGGCAGCCGGAAGACUGAUCCUUACCUGGACUUCUUUCUGGGUCUCGCCAUUUGCAACACGGUGGUGGUUUCCAUGGCAACAGCUGAGCGACAGAGGGCAAGUGGGUUUUCACGCACGGGUCGGACAAACAACCCUCUGGAUACUUUGUCCAAUCUGGUGAAAAAACCCUUCUCUCUUCACCAUAUUUUCACCUCCUGGAAGAACAAGCCCAAAAGAAGCGGCACCAUGUCAGAGGACUCGGUUGUACCAGAAGAGGACUAUUUUAACGCCCCUGUAAAAAUAGACGGUUCUGGAAAUACUGAUGGGCUUCAAACUUGUUCUCUCCAAGCUCCCUCCCAUAGCAAUGAUCCUGCAAUGACCCCAGAUAAUGUGACUUAUGAGGCAGAAAGUCCAGAUGAGGCAGCCCUGGUGUAUGCAGCCAAGGCAUAUGGCUUCACCCUGCUUGCCCGCUCCCCAAAAAGCGUGACGGUGAGGCUCCCGUCUGGCGAGGACCUGGUGUUUGAGGUGCUGGACACCUUGACCUUUGACUUCAACAGGAAGAGAAUGUCUGUUUUGGUGCGGCACCCAAUCACCAAAGAGUGUGUGUUGUACACUAAAGGUGCAGACUACGCCAUUAUGGAGCUACUCAGUACUCCGUACGCAGAACAUCUCAGAGGGAAGCAGAAGAAUAUAGCAGCAGAUACUCAGCAUCAUCUUGACUGUUAUGCUAAAGAGGGGCUGCGCACACUUUGCUUCACGAAGAAGGUUGUGAGUGAAAAGGUUUAUGAAAGUUGGAUAGAUUGCAGGCAAAGAGCUCUGGCUGCUAUAGACAACAGAGAGGAGCUGGUUAUGGAAACUGCUGUGCAGCUAGAGACAGAACUCACCCUGCUAGGGGCAACAGGCAUCGAGGACCGUCUGCAAGAGAGUGUCCCAGACACCGUGGUGGCGCUGCGGGAGGCAGGGAUCCAGGUGUGGGUGCUGACUGGUGACAAGCCGGAGACAGCUGUCAACAUCGGAUACGCCUGUAGGCUCCUGGAAGAGGAAGACCUGGUGAUUAACAUGAGCUGCAAAAGCAAGCUCGAGUGCACAUCCAUCUUGGACUGCACACUGGAAGAGGUGAGAAGGUACAGCGAAGACCCUCGUAAUGUGGACACCAGCCAAGACAUCGCUCUGGUGAUCGACGGACGCACCCUGACCAUGGCUCUGUCGGCAGACCUGCAGGAUCGCUUUGUGGACCUGGCGAAACACUGCCGUACCGUGCUCUGCUGCAGAGUCACGCCCUUACAGAAGAGCAGGGUGGUGAAGGUAGUCAGGGAGAAACUCAAGGUCAUGACCCUUGCUGUUGGUGAUGGUGCAAAUGAUGUAAACAUGAUCCAAGCAGCUGAUAUAGGCGUCGGGAUAUCCGGCCAGGAGGGCAUGCAGGCCGUCAUGGCGAGUGAUUUUGCUAUAUCUCGCUUUAAACACCUGAAAAAACUUCUCCUGGUUCAUGGACACUGGUGCUACACUCGACUGGCUAACAUGAUCAUUUAUUUCUUCUAUAAGAAUGUGGCCUAUGUGAACCUACUCUUCUGGUAUCAGUUCUUCUGCGGCUUCUCCGCAGCUACCAUGAUCGACUACUGGCUGAUGAUUUUCUUCAACCUCUUAUUCACCUCGGUGCCGCCGAUCAUGUUUGGGAUUAUGGAACAAGACCUUUCUGCCGAGAUGCUGCUUGGGGUUCCUGAACUGUACAGGACUGGACAAGGUGCAGGGGAAUACACAUUUACUACUUUCUGGGUGUCAAUCCUCGAUGCGUUCUAUCAGAGUCUGGUGUGCUUCUUUAUCCCAUACUUGGCUUACCAGGAUUCCGACAUUGAUGUUUUUACCUUUGGAACUCCUAUAAACACCAUUGCUUUAUUUACCAUCCUGUUGCAUCUGUCAAUAGAGAUCAAAGCCUGGACGGUGGUUCACUGGGUAAUCAUGCUAGGCAGUGUGGCGUUGUAUUUCAUUGUGACGCUUGCAUACAGCGCCAUGUGCGUCACCUGUAACCCUCCGUCCAACCCUUACUUGAUCCUCCAGAGCCAGAUGGCCGACCCCAUGUUCUACCUUCUCUGCAUCAUCACUACGGUGGUGGCUCUGCUGCCCAGGUACAUGUUUCACGUGCUGAGAAACUCUAUCGCCCCCUCCCCGCUCGUGCAAGCCAGACGACUGGACCGGCUGGACACCUCCACGAGGGACGAGUGGAUGAAGGAGUGGAGGAGCUUCAGGGGCCUCGGACAGGUCAGACGCUCCAGGCUGUCCACCCCACACUCUACCACCCUGGAGACCCCUGCGGACAUUUAUCCCCAGUCUCCCACCGCCUCUGAUAUAAUGGCCGAUGAUUUGACACUGAAUGUCAUUACUGAAAACUAUCAGAGGUCUGUACACAUGUGAGAAACAGAGACUCGUUGGCAGAUUGAAGGAAUGAGAUUAUAAUUUAUUAAGAAGAGUGGAAAUAUUCUGAACUGGCUCAUGAGUAGAUAUAUAGUUGUUUAAUUUAGGGGUGGUCUCACAUGAAAGCAAUUAGGAAGGAAUACUCUUUCUCUCUAAUUUGUGACAAAUCAUUGAUCAGUGCAAUGAUUGACAAAAGGUAUUUGGACUUCUUCCUCGUACUCUCCUCAUAGCUGCCAUAGUGAACACAUAAGCCUGUUACUUUCCUGAUGGGUUUUCAGAGCACAGUGGUAACCCAAUUAGUCAUGCCACCCACCCCUCAAAAACAUGGCAUAUUUCCAGAACUAAAUGCAUAGCUGGUUUAAUAUAUUCCUCUCACCUAGAUACCCUAAACAGUCACAAUGCAUACUGUCAGUGAGGCAAACACAUGUGUUAUUUGCAAAUUCUUCAUUAAGUUGCCACUAUAGACAAAUGAAUGUCUUUACACUGUAGGCUGGGCCUGUGGCUGGUUGUGUUUUAGGAUAUCUGAAUUAUCUGCUGUGAAAUACAAAUAAGAACAAUCAAAUUCUAUUUA
Molecule: messenger RNA, 4671 nt
Organism: Eleginops maclovinus (Patagonian blennie)
Lineage: Eukaryota; Metazoa; Chordata; Actinopteri; Perciformes; Eleginopidae
Gene: atp10b
Product: ATPase phospholipid transporting 10B
Exons: 21
Coding region: 126-4100 (1324 amino acids)
Biological process (GO): phospholipid translocation
Cellular component (GO): plasma membrane
Molecular function (GO): magnesium ion binding; ATP hydrolysis activity; ATPase-coupled intramembrane lipid carrier activity
Source: RefSeq, a predicted model, not a curated record